This is a messenger RNA of Dermatophagoides pteronyssinus (European house dust mite), 1168 nucleotides long. It is a transcript of the gene Prp38, whose product is annotated as pre-mRNA processing factor 38. Lineage: Eukaryota; Metazoa; Arthropoda; Arachnida; Sarcoptiformes; Pyroglyphidae. The record is from RefSeq and is a predicted model, not a curated record.
GUUUGUGUUUGACAAUCGAGUAUAUUUCACAUUGUAAUUUGGUUGCAAAAAAAAAGUUUUCAAAGUUUUUUGUUUUUGUAUUUGAAAAUUGAAGAAAAACAAAUAUUCAACAUUUUUGCAACAUAAUCAAUGGCAAAUAAAACUGUUAAAGAUGCUAUAACCGUACAUGGAACAAAUCCACAAUAUUUAAUUGAAAAAAUUAUUCGUACAAGAAUAUAUGAAUGUCGUUAUUGGAAAGAAGAAUGUUUUGGUUUAUCAGCUGAACUUGUUGUUGAUAAAGGAACUGAAUUACGUUAUAUUGGUGGAUCAUAUGGUGGUAACAUUAAAACCACACCGUUUUUAUGUUUAACAUUAAAAUUAUUACAGAUACAGCCUGAAAAAGAUAUUAUCAUUGAAUUUAUAAGGCAAGAAAAUUUUAAAUAUGUUCGUGCGCUUGGUGCAUUUUAUCUACGAUUAAUUGGAAAUUCAUUAGAUAUUUAUAAAUAUCUUGAACCAUUAUAUAAUGAUUAUCGAAAAUUACGUCGUAUGACUAAAAUGGGCACAUUCGAUAUUGUUUAUAUGGAUGAAUUUAUUGAUCUACUUCUUCGUGAAGAUCGUGUAUUCGAUAUUAUAUUACCACGUUUAACUAAACGUUUUGUACAUGAAGAAAAUGGUGAACUAACUAAACGUAUUAGUUUGAUUGAAGAGGAUUUAGAUCUUGAUGCCAAUAAUGAUGAUGACGAUGAUGACAAAAAUGAUUCGGAUAAAAACGCAUCACUCGAUUCGGACGACGAUGAUCGUAAUCGUAAAAAAAGACGAUCACGAACACCUGAAAGAUAUCGUUCACAUCAUGAUGAUGAUGAUGAUCGUCGUCGGCGACGAAAUCAUCAAUCAUCACCUUCAACAAGCUCUCAUAGACGUUAUAACCAUGACAAUGAUGAUGAUCGUCAAUCACAUGGUCAUCAUCAUUCUCGGCGACAACGAUCAUCAUCACGUGAUCGACGACAUAAUCGUCGAUCUCGUACACCUGAUGAAAAAUCCUCCAAUCGUCAACGUGAUCAUCGUAAAGAUAAACGAAAAGAUUAUGAACAACCAGAAAAAUCUAAAGAACCAAAAAAUGAAACAGAUGAAAUUGCCGAAAUGAAUGCAUUACGUGCUAAAUUAGGAUUAAAACCUUUAAGACCAUAAA